UUGCAUCAAACGCGCGUAACAGCCGUUCUCUUCAUUACUUCAGUUACUUUUCAGAGUACCGAAGAACACAGUACCACCUGAUGGUACGUGAGAAGCGAGAGGCGGCCUUCAGAUAUUCUUUUGCAUAUUUAAACAGGAGUACGGAAGGUCUAGGUCGAGAGGGGUAUUCCUAAACGCCGGAGGUACUGAAUUUUUGGUGGUACUUCUUCGAUUGGCAGUUUAAAUAUAAUAUUUUUAAAUAGACGAAUAUUUAGUGUUGUGAUUGACUUUUAGUUUCAGUGGUGGUGAUGUUUUCGUCAAGGAUCAUUUUUUAUUUAAUCUAUACCAUAUUACAAGUGGUAAUAAUUAAUGGACAAGAUUAUGAAGUUACCGAAAUUCAGUGCACAUUCGCCAUAAGCAACAGUGUGGGCUCUAGAGAUUCCAUAAUAGCUAAGUUGAGGAAACCAGAUGGAUUCAAAGGACAUCCGCUCUUCGCUGAUGAUCGGGGAGUAGACGCGGAAUCAGAUUCUUCAUGUCAGAUUAGACAGGACCCCAAUGACACAACGGGCCUAAAAUAUAUUCUGAAGAUUUUGGAUUUUAGUCGGUGUGGAGUGCUGAAAAGAAAUGGAUUUGUUCAUGUCCGAGUAUGGUUUCCACAAUUUCCUGGUGUGGUAAUGCAAUCAGAUCAAGAACUUAUAAUAAUGUGUAAACCUCCUGAACCAACUGUAAUAGAGAACAAAGCAGCAGGAUUUGCUGGAAGCUUUCCCCAUGGUGCCCGGGUUUCGGGAGUAGUAGAAGAAACUCCAGGUCGACUGGAAUACGAAGUGGCUCUUUAUAAAGAAGCUCCAGCUGCAAGACUUAGUAACAUUACAAGCAGCGAACUGCCGGUGGAUCAAGCGGUACCUAUUGGUACAAAAUUGCAGCUGAGAGCAAGGAUAAGUCCGGACUCGGCGUGGAAAUUUGUCAAGCUGAUGGAAGUUACAGUUAGCCCUGAUCCAGACGAUCCUCAUAUGGCAGGCAGUGUAGCUUUAGUUAAAGAUGGGUGCAGAAAUAGAGACUUCUCUUCUAUCAUUCCUCACCAACCAGCCCGCUACAGAGAACGACCGAAUGAAGUCUUCCUAGACUUUGAAGCUUUCCUCCUCAGCACCAUGAAAGAACGCUCCACUCUCUGGAUACAUUCCCAAAUUAAGGCUUGCAUGGAACCCAUCGACUGUCAACCAGAUUUUUGUCUGGAUCUCUUUGAACCAUCCGGACACGGAAGAAAGAGAAGAAGUGCCGAGGUUAUUGAAAUAAUAAGUCCAGUAGACGGUAUGUCUCAUAAUCACAACGCAACGCAAUUUACCAAAAUCAAGGGUAAUCUAGAAUACACAGUGCUAAUGCCCGGAGAAUUUUAUCACAAAUCUCAAAGUAUAGAAGGCAGCUGUAGUACUUUCUUAAUCGUAGCUGCCAUUUUAGGAGCUUUGCUAUUUUUGUCAGCUUUUGUUAUGUGCUGGUUAGCUACUAAACUGCACACAGCACUUAUUGGAGCUAGUACUGACGGUAAAAAUAUUGAUCAACUCGUAAGAGAUAGAAGAUUUUCUGAUUCUGGAUCUGGAUAUACAGGAAGAGCCACAACGCAGUGAUAAAUAUUUUUGGUUAAGGUUUUAUUUUUUCGAAAUCUUGCCUUAAGAGCAAACAGUAGCGAUCAACAGGUAGCAACAAACGCGUUCCAAGAUUGCACCUCUAAUUUUGAAUAUUUUGUCGAGAUAUUUGGCACACAUAUUCGUAAUAUAAUAAAGAAUGGCAGUACAGAGCCCAAUUUCAGCAAUAUGUUAGUAUGUGAAAAUAACUCUAUAACUAAAUAAAAUAUUGAAAAAAGGGGCCUGUACCGCCAUUAAGAAAGACAAAAAAUACACUUUCUUGAAAUAAACUUUUUUAUCUCGUGCCUAGAUUUUGUGUCACAAUGGAACUACUAAAAAUCGAUUUUUUUAUAACAAGAAAUCGAACGUCACUGACCUGGCAACAUUUCGCGCCAAUGUGUAUAAAAAUUAUUGUUUUUGAUAGUAUAAACGUCACUGUCAGUGUCGAAUUACCGACGAACUGUUGCCUCACUUUUGAAAGUUCGCAGAACUUUCGGAAUCUUGGACCGCGUUUGUUGCUUCCUGUUGAUCGCUACUGUGUGCUCUUAAUAAUAGUAAGAAAGAUAAAAGGGCGUGUUAGAUAUACUGGAUCCGUAGUUUGCACACCACUGUUUUGUGCCGUAAUUAAUUAGUUUCAAUUACGUUACGAAAUAAAGUUUAAAGGAUCUCCCAAACCGACGCGAAACUUUUGCGACGCGAAUUUUCCGUUGCGGAACAUUAGCAGGCGGAGCGGUACCGGACAAGGCUUUCCCACAUUGGCGCGAAACCUAACGCGACUGUUCGCCAUAUAGUCGAAGAGGCAGCGCUGAAAAAUUUCUCUGAAUUUACUAAAGCUAGUUAUUUCACAGUUGAUUACUGUGAGUGUGUAGAGAAACAUACUGCGGUCGGUCAAGCGAAACGUAGAACAGGUGGUACUGACAGCUUGUCAAAGUUGCUUACCUGCAGAGGUAAUUAAAUCCAUUUACUAAGGCUGAAAAUCAGUACACACAUUCUAAAUUGAAUAUAAAUAAAAGUUAUUAUAGUCGAUCAGCUGUAUGACUUGACAGAGCCGGUCGGUCGGCCCAAUGAAUGUACAGGGUUAUUCACUAUAUUUUGACCCCCCUCUAAACUGCUUUAUUUACAGAAUUAGAAAAAAAUGUAAAAUACAAAUUCAAUUUUUAAAUUAUGAUUUUUUGACAUAUAAACUUACGUGCAUAGAAAUCGGCCCACCUAAAAAUUUGGUCAUUUUUUAAGUCUCGUAUUUCCUAAACCUGUUGGCCGAUUUAAGUGAUUUUUUUAAUAUGUAAGUGUUAUUUAAUAUGUAAGUAAACAGGUAAGUGUUAUUUUAUACCGGGUGUAACAAUGAUAGUGUGUUUUUUCCUCAAAGUUCGGAACACCCUGUGGAAUAUUCUAGCACAUAUAAAAUAUUGAAAUUAAAACUCAACUAUAGCCUUAGGCUUUCUUAAUAUUUUGCUUUUUGAUUCAUUCGCUUGUGUUGGAUAAUAAAAAAGUUAGGUAUUUUAACAACUAGCAACGUUUUUCAUCAAUACAGGGUGAUUCUAAAUAAGUGCGACAAACUUUAAGGGGUAAUUCUGCAUGAAAAAAUAAUGACCGUUAGGUUUAUAAUCAUAUUAUGUUGGCAUAUGCUUUGUUUCAGAAAUACGGGAUAUUGAAUUUGUUCGUACAAUCUGACGAUUUAUUUAUUGCUCUAAAACCGCAUGAGAUAUACAAAUGAAAUUGGGUAGGUUUUAAGAGGUAAUUAUUGCACAUUUUUUGGCAUACAGUUAAGAAUUUUAUAUUCACCACUGGCGUG
Messenger RNA from Diabrotica virgifera virgifera (western corn rootworm), 3390 nucleotides. RefSeq lists its product as uncharacterized. The record is from RefSeq and is a predicted model, not a curated record. The coding region runs from base 288 to 1601 and encodes 437 amino acids. Lineage: Eukaryota; Metazoa; Arthropoda; Insecta; Coleoptera; Chrysomelidae. The transcript has 6 exons.